UCCCUCCUCUCCCUUCAGGAGCCCCCACCCCGCCUCCCUCUCCACCUCCUCUUCCUCCUCCCCUCCUCCCCCGUUGCUACCGCUGCUCCGCAAUCGGGGGAUAAAUCAGGGAAGCGGACACACGCAUGGAGUGAGCGGGGAUCCGUUACAAAAGUAGCGCUGAUGGCGGCGGAUCGGAUGAAGCUGGAGCUGCUGCCGGAGUAACAGAGAGUGGAGUGCCUCUCUCUCUCGCUUCUCUCUUUCCCCCUCUCCACCCACCGAUCUCCAUCGUUUCUCCUCCUCCUCCCCACCCUCGGCCGCACUCCCUGCACAUCGCUGGGCUGUGCCAGGGGGCGGGCAGGGGCAGCAGAGGAGCCUUUAAAAACCAGAAGCCCCCCCACACCCAGCGCGCACAAUAAUUGAAUUUAUUAUUAUUAUCGUCUCGCCGACUUGGGGGAAAAAAAAAAAACAACAAAAAAACGAGGGAUCGAUCUUCGAUCAGGAAGAUGGCUGCUGGCUGGCUGCUGGUCUUUAGCCUGACACUUUUCCAGUCUCUGGUGAUGAACCACUCCUCGGAGGGCCCGUUCCCUUCGCCCACCACGAUAAAAUCAUGGGUAGAUAAGAUGCAAGAAGACCUCAUAACAUUAGCACGAACUGCAAGUGGAGUGGAACAGCUUGCUGCGAUAUAUUUGAAAAACAAAGACUUGUAUACUGUGGAAGCCAACAAUCCUCGUCAGCUAGUGGAAAUUGCAGCCAGAGACAUUGAAAAACUGCUGAGCAACAGAUCUAAGGCUUUGGUGCGCCUCGCUAAAGAAGCAGAGAAAUACCAAGCGUCACAUCAGUGGAGGGACGAGUUUGGGAAUAAUGAUAUAAUCUAUUACAAUGCAAAAGAUGAUCAGAAUGAUCCUGAAAAGAAUGACACUGAAUCUGGCAGCCAGAGGAUCAGACCAGUAUUUGAAGAAGAUCCUGUUUUCCGACGGCAAACGUCUUACCAACAUGCAGCAGUUCACAUACCAACUGAUAUUUAUGAAGGCUCAACAAUAGUGUUAAAUGAACUCAACUGGACUGCCGCACUGGAUGAUGUAUUCAAGCGCAACAGAGAAGAAGACCCCACUUUAUUAUGGCAGGUUUUUGGUAGUGCUACUGGCCUCGCUAGGUAUUACCCAGCUUCUCCAUGGGUAGAUAAUAGUCGAACUCCAAACAAAAUAGAUCUAUAUGAUGUUCGCAGAAGACCAUGGUAUAUCCAAGGAGCUGCAUCUCCCAAAGACAUGCUUAUUUUAGUUGACGCGAGUGGGAGUGUCAGUGGAUUGACGCUGAAGCUGAUCCGCACAUCGGUCAUUGAAAUGUUAGAGACCUUGUCUGAUGAUGACUUUGUGAAUGUAGUUUCAUUUAACAAUAAUGCUCAGAAUGUCAGCUGCUUUAAUCAUCUUGUCCAAGCUAAUGUGAGGAACAAGAAGAAGCUGAAGGAAGCUGUGGAUAAAAUCUCUGCUAAAGGAAUUACUGAUUACAAAAAAGGCUUUAGCUAUGCUUUUGAACAGCUGUUGAAUCACAGUGUUUCUAGAGCUAACUGCAAUAAGAUUAUAAUGUUGUUUACGGAUGGUGGUGAAGAAAGAGCGCAAGAAAUAUUCCAUAAAUAUAAUGAAGACAAAAAAGUACGUGUGUUCACAUUUUCUGUUGGUCAACAUAAUUACGACAAAGGACCUAUACAGUGGAUGGCCUGUGAAAAUAAAGGUUAUUAUUAUGAAAUUCCAUCCAUUGGAGCCAUAAGAAUAAACACCCAGGAAUAUCUGGACGUUUUGGGUAGGCCAAUGGUGUUAGCUGGCGAGAAAGCCAAACAGGUCCAAUGGACAAACGUCUAUCUGGAUGCUCUGGAGCUGGGCCUUGUGAUUACAGGAACUCUGCCUGUCUUCAAUCUAACAAAAGAACAAAACGGAAAAAUAAAUCAGCUGAUUCUUGGAGUAAUGGGGGUUGAUGUCUCUCUGGAAGACAUAAAAAAGCUGACACCUCGAUUUACGCUUUGUCCAAAUGGAUACUACUUUGCAAUUGAUCCUAAUGGGUAUGUGCUACUUCAUCCAAAUCUUCAACCAAAGCAAAUUGGUGUGGGAAUACCAAAAGUUAAUUUGAGAAAAAGGAGACCCCAUGUACAGAAUCCUAAAUCCCAGGAGCCAGUAACACUGGAUUUUCUAGAUGCUGAACUGGAAAAUGAUAUUAAAGUUGAGAUUCGGAAAAAAAUGAUAGAUGGAGAAAGUGGAGAAAAAACAUUUGAAACUUUGGUCAAGUCCCAAGAUGAGAGAUAUAUUGAUAAAGGAAAUAGAACAUAUACAUGGACUGCUGUGAAUGGCACUGAUUACAGUUUGGCAUUGGUAUUACCAUCAUACAGCUUUUAUUAUAUUAAAGCUAAAAUAGAAGAACCAAUAAUUCAAGCCAGAUUGGCAAUCAAAAAGGAUUCAGAAACACUGAAGCUUGAUCAUUUUGAUGAAGCUGGCUAUACGUUUAUAGCACCAAGGGAGUAUUGUACUGAUGUCAAGAAAUCAGAAAACAACACUGAAUUUUUAUUGAAUUUCAUUGAGUUUAUUGAUAGAAAUGCUCCAAGCAGUCCUUCAUGUAAUACUGAUAUGGUCAUUAGAGUUCUUCUGGAUGCAGGAUUUACAAAUGAACUUGCACAAAAUUAUUGGAGUAAGAUGAAUCUUGAUGGAGUUGUUGCCCAGUUUGUUGUUACGGAUGGUGGAAUUACCAGAGUGUUCCCCAAAAGGGCAGGAGAAGAUUGGUUGGAAAAUGCUGAAACUUAUGAAGUCAGUUUCUAUAAACGGAGUUUAGAUAAUGACAACUAUAUUUUCACAGCUCCAUACUACAACAAAAGCGGUGCCAAUAGCUAUGAAUCAGGUAUUAUGGUAAGCAAGGCAGUGGAAAUAACAAUUAAUGGAAAACUUCUGAAACCUGCAGUUGUUGGGAUAAAAAUUGAUGCAAACAGAUGGAUGGAAAAUUUCACAACAAACACAAUCAAGAGCCUGUGCAACAGUGAAAUCUGUGGCUGUGAAAGAAACAGCAUGCAUGUGGACUGUGUUAUCCUUGAUGAUGGUGGAUUUCUUCUGAUGUCAAAUCGGGAUGAAUAUACCCAACAGAUUGGAAGAUUCUUUGGUGAAAUUGACCCUGGCUUGAUGAGAAAUUUAAUUAACAUGUCUCUGUAUGCCUUUAACAAGUCAUAUGACUAUCAGUCAGUCUGUGAUCCUGAAGAAGAACCAAAGCAAGGAGCUGGACUUCGUUCAGCUUAUGUGCCUACAAUAGCAGAUAUUUUGCAUCUAGGAUGGUGGGCUUCAGCAGCUGCUUGGUCUAUCUUACAGCAGCUGUUUUUGAGUUUGACUUUCCCACGUUUCCUUGAGGCAGCUGAUAUGGAAGAUGAUGAUUUUUCUACUGCUCUGCCUAAAACAAGUUGUAUCACUGAGCAAACUCAGUAUUUCUUUGAAAAUGAUGAUAAAUCUUUUAUUGGGAUUGUAGACUGCAUCAACUGUUCAAGACUUUAUCAUGCAGAGAAGAUUUCAAAUACCAAUCUAGUGUUCAUUAUUAGUGACAGCCAACUGCUGUGCCGCUCCUGUGAUCCAAAGCCACUGAUGCAAGCAGAGAAGCCGGAUGAAGGGCCAAAUCCAUGUGAAAUGGUCAAACAGCCCAGAUACAGAAAAGGUCCCGAUGUCUGUUUUGAUGAAGCCAAACAGGAGGAUUCGGCUGAUUGCGGUGGUGCCUCUGGUUUGAGUCCAUCACUGUGGUCUAUGGUAGGAAUUCAGUUGGUCCUGCUUUGGCUCUUAUCUGGCAGCAGACACUAUCAGUUAUGACCUUGCUAAAACAAAACCUGCAUAACUGAAUCAAGAUCCGGCCAAAAAAAUAGCCUCAGUUUCAGUUUAAAAAGGGUCAGCUAUUCAGACAGCAGCAAACAGCAAUGCUCAUGUCUGGUUAUCACGCAUUGUGAGAUUCAUAAAGGCACUCAAAGUGGCUGCAUAUUGGAGUCAGUCCUUAAACGUAUAUGAAUGCUGCAUCAUCUCUGCCACCCGAACAGAAUUUCGUACACGCUCCACUGGGGAAUCUAAGAUUUUUUUUCAUUUAUUUGUUGUUGUGAUCUUGAUGACUUCAUGUAAAAGGGCUCCCCUGACCAUAGCUUAUGUGUAUGAUUUUCAUUUAUUUUAAGUUUUGGAUUUCUUGAAGAUUUAUAUUCUUUUACAUGAACAUUUAUUUAUGAAAGAAAAAAAGAAAAAGAAAAAAAAAAAAAAAAAAGAGUAUGCUACCCAGCAUACAUUGCUAGCACCACAGCACCAUGAUGGCUGCUUUGAACAUCCGUUUCACCCAAACUGUUUGAGUGAAAUGAAGAUGUUGGCUAGUCUUCAUCAGAAGCUCAGCAUGAUUGAGAUGCUAUAUGAGUGGUUUAUUCUUCCAAAGUAAAUCGGAACAGGUAGCUGGCAGUGUUUAGGUAGGCUUAUAAUUCGUUAGUUUAUAGAAAAUAAUGGGGAAAGGAGGAAACUACUGUUUUUAAAAAUAAAAAGAUGACUGAGCAUAAUUUAAAAAUAACUCUCUUAAUCUUGGUGUCAUCUUUUAACAGAAGAAGAAUAAUUUCAAUUUAGCAUACACCUCCUUUUCACAAUGCAGAUAUACAUAUAAACUAGUAAAGUCCUUCAAAGAUUUAAAAAAGAAAAAUACUUGUGAAUAAUAAUUUAAAAAAAAAAAAAAAAAAGUGUAUGUGAUAUUUGAACGUUGGUUUCCAAGGGUAUUUUGCAUGAUGAUAAUGCUGCAUUACUGUUUUUCAGUUAGUUUUCUUUGAUGGUAGAGUGUAGUCCUUUGCAAAGGUAACUGAGUGGUUCUUUUAUUGUGUGAGAAACUGAACACUGCAAUGUGUUGCAAUCAAAUCAUAUUAAAUUAUAUUAUGAAAUACAGCUCUGAAUAUACUGUGCAAUGAAAAUCUGAUAAAAUGGGGUAAACUUAGCUAUUGCAACAAAAAGGUUGAGUUGCAUUUUUUUACAUAAUAGUGAUUUCACAUUAAAAUCUGUGUACAGAUAUUUUAAGUAUAUAAAAAAUCAGAUUUUACAUAUUUAUUUUUGAAAGCGUAUGUUCACUAAGGUUCGUAUCAGGUUCCCCCUUUGUUUGCUUUAAAAUUCAUCCAGACUAUUAGAAUUAUACUUUUACUAUUUAUUAUUAGAAAUAACAAAAUUAACAGCAAAAUUACCUGGUUUCUGAGACUGGGAAAAAUCUAAACAAAUGGGGAGCCUUGAAUCUGUAUGUAUGCAUAUUGAUACUUGAUUGUGAAUAAUAAUUUUAGAAGUUGUUUUUAUACAACCUCAUCGGUGAUACAGAUUGGUGCAGUAAAUUACAAUAUUACAGUGUAUCAUAGUGUUGAUGCAAAAUAUGAUUUGUGCUUUUCUAGUUUUCAGAGCUAAACAGUAUUGCAAGACAGCUAAACCAAUGAAUGUGCAACUCUGCUGAUAUUGUAUAAUUCUGCUAAAAACUGCAAUAUGCAAAUAUUUACAUGACACAAUAUACUAGCUCUUUAAAAAAAUAAGAAAAUGCAAGGCAUUUGGUAUGUGUAUGCUGGCAAUUGAUUGAUAUAAUUUUGAACAUGUCAAAAGCUUAUAGAAACAGUUGGGCAUGCAUUAAUACCCUAUGAAACAUGAAGAAGCAACUCAAAGCCAUGGCAUGGUUUAAAAGAUCAGAUGUCUACUCUAGUUGUGCCCACGGCUGGUUUGUUGUUUUCCUCACAACCUUGGCUCCAGCAGUGUAUUUUCUCAUCUGUGGAAGUACAAUGAGUGAAAACAGUAAAAAAUGACCUUCUGUUCAGUAAUAAAUUUUAGCUUUUAAAAAAUACCUCUUGUACAGUCAUGGGGUCUAAAUUACAGUCAACUCUGUUGGAUGACUUCAGGUCCUCCUCAGGGAAGGUGAGCUAAUGUUAAUGCUAUGAGUAAAGGUAACCUUGCAGCCCUUCUUCCAGUUAUAUUACUGCACUUCCUAUUAAGAACAAAAACAAACAAACCAAAAAACAAACAAAGAAACCUAGUAAUAAUAAUAAUUAAGUCUUUCUAAUCCUUAAACUCCAUUCUGCAUCUUUUUCCUUAAGAUGGUCAAAUGAAAUCUUAUGAAGGAACAAGAUAUGUAGGAUUAAGCCAAUAUUUAAUAUGCUCAUUUGCUUUUACUUUAUGAUUAGUUGAAAUACACAUUGCUUUGCAUCCCGCUCUUUUAAUUUUCUGAAUUAUUGCCAGUAUAGUAAUUGCUAUACAUUUUUCACUUAGCUACCCAAAAGAAGCCCUUCAUGGAAAAGUUACAUUACAGAAAUAUUAGAAUCAUUUGGUUACAUGAGUGAUUCAUAUUCUGAGUUAGUUAAUAAACAUUUGAUGAGGGUCUAUAGGAAAGAAGAAAGAUAGCACAAAUUAUUAUGCUCUUAUUCCACUUCCUUUAGAGAGCUCACAUGUAAAAAGGAGGGAGAAGUCCAUGCAAUGCAGACACAUUUUUCUUUUUGGACUAUCUAGAGAGGGAAAUACUCGUUGUUCCUCUUCUCUGCCCUUCACUGGGACUUGACGAAUAAUUUCUUUAUAUACACCUAGCCUUUUAGCCAGUGAGCCUGUCUGAUAGAAAACUCAGGAUUCUGGUUAUAUGAAAGUGAUGUAUCUAAGAAAUACAAAACAACAGAACAUCAGAAAACAAUGUAAACAUUAGCUCUCUCAAAAUGUGAAGAACAACAAGUUGGAAAUAUCUUCCAUUAAUAACUACUUAUUCUUAUGCAGAAGCAUAUCCUUACUCUCACAUAAUAUGUAGUAGUCAACUUCUCUUUGUUAAAAAUAAAUAAAUAAAUAAAUAACCAAAACUUGAUCCUAAGCUUGAAAUUGAGGCAUUUUCAAAUUACAAUAUGCUGUCACAAGUUUUUGUUUGUUUGUUUGUUUGUUUGUUUUAAGUCACAUAAUAAACUAUGUCGGUAUUUGCUUAGAUCCUUUAAAUAGAACUAAGGGACAGAGAUGAACUGCUAACUGCUUUCGUUUGCACAGAAGUCAUGUGGCCUACUGUAUGUCUGAUAAAUAACCACCAUUAAAGUUCUCACAGUGUGGUACUAUACAAGUGUGAUCCGAAGACAACAUGAAAGGUUUCUUCUUUUCUUUCCCUUUUGUUUGUUUAAACAACCAGCAUUACUGCCAAGACACUAACCGUGGUCCAUAUUUGUAAAAGGUUUUUAACAUGACAUAGCAGGUUUGAUUGACAAGGUUUUUAGGUCCUGUAUCAUUAAGAUUUUAGUAUGAUAUUUUUCAUGUUUCUAAUGCUUGAGGCUUUACUGCUUGACAAAAAAUAAAAUAAAAUAAAAUGAAAAAAUAAAAAACACCACCACAACAAGUGUUGCUGCCAUUUGUAAUUUUUCCUAUAAUAUUCCUUUUACUAUCUUAAAAACUGGCCUUACUGGGUUCAAAUAGGCAGUAUCCCUUUUAAGUGACCUUUGCAACCCAAGUGUUACUUGCUGCGGCUGAGAGUUUUUUGGUAUCACUGAAGAGACAUUAAGAACUUUUUUUCCCAUCAACAUGUAAGCUCAAAAGUGUGCUAAGUAUCUCUUAAGUUCAAUACACAACCUCAGUCUCGCUGGUCCUAAAAAUUCAGAAGCUAGCACACUGGUUAUUAAGAGGUAUAUUAAUGCCUACAAGGCACUGCAGUGCUCUCUGAUGUUUUUGGAACGUUGACUGAAGGUGAAAUCUUAAUAACUCCUUAGGUGAAAUUUUACCCUAGUUUCAUCAGACAUCUAAGCCUUUAAAAAAGGCCAGAUUUUUUUUCUUCCAUACCAGAAUGUUAAUAUUGUUAAUAUUCAUUGUACACUACUGUAAAAAAGAUUACUAAAAAAAAAAAAAAAAGUGUCUGAAAACAAUUCAAGAGUUUUGAAAAGUUAGCCUAAUCUUCUUCCUAGCUACUUGCAUAUGUACUGUUUAUGGUUUACAAGAAAAAUACCUUCUUGAAGAAAUUAUUUCACCGAGGCUAAAAGAAUACUGUCUUGUUCAGAUGCCAUGAAAAUGCGAUUGUGAUCUGACAAAGCUGUUUUCUUUUCUUGUGUUGUAUGGAAUGUCUGGAUCAUGCUUUCUGGGAUAUUUUAAUUGAAAUGCUCAGUGUGCGUUUCUGCAAAAAAGGCUUGAUUGCUCUUACAAGGCAAAGCAAGUCUUUCUCCCUUUUAUUGUGUUCUCUUGACACUUUUGUGGAACUUGACAAGCCUGGAAAAAAUAAAUUUUUGUAAAAAUUUGUACAAUAAUGUUAUAAAAAAGUUUAUAAUCCUAGAACUGUUGUGUUAAUUCUUGUGCAAAAACAGUAUAUUCAGAAUAAAAAUUUAUCAUUUAAAAUCAA
Coturnix japonica (Japanese quail) is the source of this 8319-nucleotide messenger RNA. RefSeq names its product calcium voltage-gated channel auxiliary subunit alpha2delta 1 (gene CACNA2D1). Gene Ontology annotation, cellular component: L-type voltage-gated calcium channel complex. Lineage: Eukaryota; Metazoa; Chordata; Aves; Galliformes; Phasianidae. Gene Ontology annotation, molecular function: voltage-gated calcium channel activity. The record is from RefSeq and is a predicted model, not a curated record.